This is a messenger RNA of Symbiodinium necroappetens, 446 nucleotides long. NCBI's taxonomy places the organism in Eukaryota, Dinophyceae, Suessiales, Symbiodiniaceae. The record is from the annotation of a GenBank genome assembly.
GCUAGAUCCAGCGAGUAUGGAGUCACGGUGUUGUCGGCGGAGGAGACACCGAAGAAGCUUUUCCACAGGACAUCCGCCAGCGGCAUGCAGCGUAUUCUCAAGGGUGGCAUUGUGCCUGGCGCAAAGUGCUCUGGACGUGCCCACUGUUAUUUCUCUGCCUACCGGCUGGAUGAGGCCAUUGCUGCUGGAUGUGAGUUCUUUGUCACCGACUCCGAUGGCACGCUCACAAGAAGCUUGAUUCCCCCGGAAUGCAUCAUUUCGGCAGUGGACACCUCCAAAAAGGAUCUUCCUCUCUAUGUUGCCGAAAGCUUUGAAGCCACCGUCACCGGUGAGCCCGAUCGCAGCUUCAGGGCCAAACGCGACUAUGAGGAGGCAGCAAGCUCAUCCAGCGCACCCACAAAGGCGAAGGCUCCGGUCCUGAGUUACACUGACAUGCAAGCGGUAUG